AUGCAUGGUUGGCGUCGUGCAGGGGAUGGCAUCGCAUUCGGUCCCAUUUUCGAGGCGUCACCCAACCCCAGACCCGCGUCUGCUUGGGCCGCGCACGCAGUGCUGGUCGCGUGGCGCAGCCGCCGCGCGACCGCCAUCCGCCUGCUCGCGCCGUUCCUGUUCCUGCUGCUGGCGCUCAUCAUCAACGCCGCGCUGGAGGCCAACAACGCCAGCCAGAUGCGCGUCAAGGACGCGGCCGCGCCAGGCGUGGUGGAGAUGGGUGCGGUGCCCAGCUGCCACCAGGACCUGUUCAUAGGGCCGGCCAAGGAGUGCGUGGACUUUGUGUUCACGCCCACGGGGGACCGAGACGUGGAUGUGAGCGGCCGCGCGCGCGAUGGGCGUCACUUGCAUGACAAAGACACGGCGGACUUUGCCGUUGGGACCUCAUAA
This is a messenger RNA of Monoraphidium neglectum, 429 nucleotides long. RefSeq lists its product as hypothetical. Bases 1 to 429 code for a protein of 142 amino acids. The record is from RefSeq and is a predicted model, not a curated record. Lineage: Eukaryota; Viridiplantae; Chlorophyta; Chlorophyceae; Sphaeropleales; Selenastraceae. The transcript is spliced from 2 exons.